CAUGGACAGAGAAAGCAAGCUGCCAUCAGAAGAAGUGUUGUUUCCUUCUCUUCUUUACUAUUUUUCACUCCCUUCUGCUUUUGCAGGUUUUGUUAAGUUUUUCAAUAAAGUAUGGCUUGCAAAUACACUACUUCGUGGUCUUUUCGGAAUAACAUUAACCGGUUCGGUUCCAGUUCGGUUCUUGACAGGAACCAAACCGUAUUUUCUCGGUUUCGGUUCGGUUCGGUUCCGGUUCUACGGUUCUGAUACGGAUCCCUAG
This is a messenger RNA of Zychaea mexicana, 259 nucleotides long. RefSeq lists its product as uncharacterized. NCBI's taxonomy places the organism in Eukaryota, Fungi, Mucoromycota, Mucoromycetes, Mucorales, Lichtheimiaceae. The annotation marks the transcript as partial. The record is from RefSeq and is a predicted model, not a curated record. The transcript has 2 exons.